This is a messenger RNA of Cynocephalus volans (Philippine flying lemur), 1372 nucleotides long. RefSeq names its product nurim (gene NRM). The record is from RefSeq and is a predicted model, not a curated record. The coding region runs from base 4 to 792 and encodes 262 amino acids. The transcript has 4 exons. Gene Ontology annotation, cellular component: nuclear membrane. NCBI's taxonomy places the organism in Eukaryota, Metazoa, Chordata, Mammalia, Dermoptera, Cynocephalidae.
GCCAUGGCCCCUGCACUUCUCCUGGUUCCUGCGGCCCUCGCCUCUUUCAUCCUGGCCUUUGGCACCGGAGUGGAGUUCGUGCGCUUUACCUCCCUUCGGCCACUUCUUGGAGGGAUCCCGGAGUCCGGUGGUCCGGAUGCCCGUCAGGGAUGGCUGGCUGCCCUGCAGGACCGCAGCAUCCUUGCCCCCCUGGCUUGGGAUCUGGGGCUCCUGCUACUAUUUGUUGGGCAGCACAGCCUCAUGGCAACUGAGACAGUGAAGACAUGGACAUCCUGGUACUUUGGGGUCCUUCAGAGGUCACUGUAUGUGGCAUGCACUGCCCUGGCCUUGCAGCUAAUGAUGCGGUACUGGGAGCCUGUACCCAGAGGCCCUGUGUUGUGGGAGGCUCGAGCUGAACCAUGGGCUACCUGGGUGCCACUCCUCUGCUUUGUGCUCCACAUCAUUUCCUGGCUCCUCAUCUUCAGCAUCCUUCUCGUCUUUGACUACGCUGAGCUCAUGGGCCUCAAACAGGUGUACUACCAUGUGCUGGGGCUAGGUGAACCUCUGGCCCUGAAGUCUCCCCGGGCUCUGCGUCUCUUCUCUCACCUGCGCCACCCAGUGUGUGUGGAGCUGCUGACGGUGCUGUGGGUGGUGCCCACCCUGGGCACUGACCGCCUCCUCCUUGCUCUCCUCCUUACUGUCUACCUGGGCCUGGCUCAUGGGCUUGACCAGCAAGACCUCCGCUACCUCCGGGCCCAGCUACAAAGAAAACUGCACCUGCUCUCCCGGCCCCAGGAUGGGGAGGCAGAAUGAGGAGCUAACUCUUGUUCCAAGCCCUGUACUUCCUCACCCCCUCCAAUUCUAAAUCUCUUAAUAUCCAGGCCCUGGUUGCCUCGGACCAAAGAUCCAAAUCCAUGGUCUGAAGGGGCUGUCCUUUUCACUGCUUGAGACCUCCUUCCUUGGGGCCACCACCAUACCCUACAUUAUGAGUUUCAGUGACUAGACUCCAAGGUCCACUUCUCACCAGGAGGAAGAGGGGGUGUGGAACUCAUCUGUCCCCUCAUACUUUAAGGCAUGACUCCCCUUCAUCCAUCCCUCCUCCCCCCUUCCACUCACCCACAAGAACUUCUUCACAAGGAAAAGGGUCUGCCCUGACCACUCCCCUGACAGUUAACUCGUCUCUGCGCCUCAGGGAUCCCCUUCUCCACGUCUCGCUUCCGCUCCAAGGAGCUGGACCAGGUUCUGCAAAUUUGAGAGUAGUAACCACCCCCUCCUGACCCCACGCCUUGCCUCUCCACUUCCUGCCCUAGUCUCUCCACCACUUCAGGCCUCGCCCCUGGGCUCCAUUCCCCGAACUCAGUUGAGAGGAUUCUUUCCUUCGUAACUAGGUAGC